This is a messenger RNA of Mesorhabditis spiculigera, 693 nucleotides long. The record is from the annotation of a GenBank genome assembly. NCBI's taxonomy places the organism in Eukaryota, Metazoa, Nematoda, Chromadorea, Rhabditida, Rhabditidae.
AUGUCAUACGCCUGUGGUCAUACGCCCGCUUUCCUGGAUGUAUGGCCGGUGAAGAGCAUCUACCAUCCCGGAGUCGAGUACGAGAAACGGGAGAAUGUCAGGCACCGUCUCGAUCACUUGCGCCCUGAUCAGCAUGUUCUCAUCGCAACCAAAAAUUCCCGUGGAACCUGGAAGUGGAAAGAAGCAAACACCGGACCGCUCGGCCCCAAGGGUCGCCUGCCGAUCUUAUAUGCUUGCCGCCAGUCUGACGGCCUUCUGACGUGGAAGGAGCGACGAAGGCGCAAAUGGGGGAUUCCUCAUUGUCCCCAUGAUGCCGUGAGAAUGGCGAUGACCAACCAACGUGUGUGCGGACACACCGCAGCUAUCCUCGCGAAUUGGCCCGCCCAGAGCCAGUUCGUCCCGGGCAUCACCUACAUCCAGCGACCCCACGGAGCUCGCCGACUGGAAGGAUUAUACGAAGGGCUCCACAUCCUCUUGGCCGUCAAGAACACGCGCGGCGUGGCGCGCUGGAAAGAAGCCAAAAUCGGGAGAGUCGCCGGAAGACGGGUUCCGGUGCUGUACGGGCAGAGGACCGCGGAUGGGAGCGUCACCUGGAAGGAGCAAAAGGGCAGAAAGCGCGGAAUUCCAAGAUGCGUCCAUGACGCCAACCGAGUUGCGGGCAGUGUCGGUGCGCCAAAUCGUCUACUUGCAUCU